GGACCAACUACGACCGUGGAGCAAUGCCAUCCAUGAGUUCCUUCGCCUUAGCUUUGCUUUUUGUUGUCUUGACUGCAGGGCAAGUAGGCAACUUGCUCUGGAAGAAAGCCCGUAAAACAAGGCAACUCUUGCCUCCUGGUCCGCGUCCACUUCCUUUUCUCGGAAAUCUUCUCGAUAUUGAAGCACACGCACCUUGGAUCAGUUACGCGGAGUGGGGUGCGAUGUAUGGUGAUCUGGUGUAUUCUCGUGUCCUGGGCCAGGAAAUUUUUGUCAUCAACUCAGAGAAAGUUGCGAAAGACCUUCUAGAGAAGCGUGCCUACAAUUAUUCAGACAGACCAUAUUUCGAUCAUGUUAUUGAUAGAUUUGGACUAUCAUUCAGUUCCGUAUUUCUUCCUUAUGGUGACCUGUGGCGUAUGCAUAGAAGGCUCUUCCAACAAUCCUUUCGAAACUAUGCAUCUUUGCACUAUCGCCCUAUGCAGCUUCGCAAAGCACGCCAACUUUUGCUUCAGCUUUUAUCAACUCCUGAAAGUUAUGCCGAUCACUUUCAAACGUACGCUGCUGCUAUCGUAAUGUCUGCCGUCUGUGGCUAUGAGGUCACGUCUUGCACCGACCCGCUCGUGAUGAUGGCAAAGCAAACUGUGGAUUUGACUGUAGGAGCGACUGCACCUAGGAAAGUUGCAAUACUUAACGCCUUUCCAUUUCUCUUUCGACUCCCUUUAUGGUUGCCUGGUGCUAAUGUAAAGCAUGAUGCUUUUCGCUGCCGACGGUCCACACAAAAUAUGCUUGAAACGGCAUAUCGGAUUGUACAAGAAAAAAUGCAUUUGCGGACGGUCGGGCCUUGCAUGGUUUCUGAUUCCUUGAGAAGAUUCAAGAACAGGGAUGCUACAGGUAAAUUUGAAGCAGCAAUUAAAGAUACUUCUGCUACUGCAUUCUGUGCUGGUUCAGAAACGACUUCUGCGACAUUACUUGUCUUUUUGCUCGCGAUGGUUCUUCACCCACGCGUUCAAGAACGAGCUCAGCUAGAAAUUGACUCUAUUGUAGGCACAAACAGGCUGCCUGACUUCAGCGAUCGACCUUCUCUCCCAUACAUAGACGCUAUUGUCCGGGAAACCCUGAGAUGGCAUCCUGUUGCACCUUUAGGUGUUCCUCAUGCUACCACAAGUGCUGAUGUUUACGAGGGAUACUGUAUACCAAAGGGAGCGACAGUAAUCGCCAACGCGUGGGCUAUGUCUCGUAACGAACACAAGUACCCAAAUCCAUCAGAAUUCAAACCAGAAAGGUUUCUAACCGCAGAAGGAAAGCUGAACCAUGAUACUGUCAGCUUCGCGUAUGGGUUCGGGAGACGAAUCUGUGUGGGCCGAUAUAUGGCCGAUGCGUCUCUGUGGUCGGCCAUCGUGUCGUUAUUAGCAGAAUUCAGGUUCACGAAAGCACAGGAUACAUGUGGAAAAGAUAUUAAGAUUGAGCCACAGUGGACAUCUGGAAGUACCUCCCAUCCACUCCCAUUCCCAUGUCAUAUCGUGGCAAGGUCACCGGAUAUGACAUCGGAGAAACUAGCCCAGUUAAGUCCAAGCACCGACAGUUGA
Molecule: messenger RNA, 1583 nt
Organism: Serpula lacrymans var. lacrymans S7.9
Lineage: Eukaryota; Fungi; Basidiomycota; Agaricomycetes; Boletales; Serpulaceae
Exons: 13
Coding region: 24-1583 (519 amino acids)
Molecular function (GO): iron ion binding; oxidoreductase activity, acting on paired donors, with incorporation or reduction of molecular oxygen; heme binding
Source: RefSeq, a predicted model, not a curated record